AUGGAGAAGACAUGGCUCUACCUCCAUAGUCAAUCCAAGAUCUACGUACCUCCAGCACCAUUAAAGAUGGAUGAUGGAAAGGAAACAAGUGUUGGAGACAUGAGGGGAGUGUUUGUGACAAUUGGUGUUAUAUUUGGGCUGUUGGUCGAAAGUGGUGAUUGGUUACUGUUGGACUGUGUUAAAGAUAUGUGCAGGACCUGUUGGGAAUUAGUAGGUGUUUGUGAGCGUUCACACUAG
Molecule: messenger RNA, 237 nt
Organism: Dovyalis caffra
Lineage: Eukaryota; Viridiplantae; Streptophyta; Magnoliopsida; Malpighiales; Salicaceae
Source: the annotation of a GenBank genome assembly